GAAGAAAGCGAUUUGGACUAUUUCAUACGUGAAGCGGGCGAAAUAUUUGGUAUUUCAAGGAACCUACCUAUCAAUGAUAGAGGACCAAAGCGCAUAUUGGAAUAUGUUUUGCAUCAAGAGGAUGAAGACGAAGAGCAGAAUCUGGCGGAUGCAACUAUGGAGUUGUUCGAACCAGCGCUCAAUCAAGAAGAUGAACCAUAUUUCUCGGACAUCGAUGACUACGACGACUCUGAAUGA
Anisakis simplex (herring worm) is the source of this 237-nucleotide messenger RNA. NCBI's taxonomy places the organism in Eukaryota, Metazoa, Nematoda, Chromadorea, Rhabditida, Anisakidae. The record is from the annotation of a GenBank genome assembly.